AUGUCUCCAUUCAUUCAAAGUGUCCUCUGCUUAGCGACAGCAGUGGCUUGCACCCAGGCUGCUGCACUUUCUUCAACUAAAGUCGCAACAGUAUCGGUCAACACAAAUCUCAAGUUUCAAGAGCUUGAUGGUUUCGGUGUGUCACAAGCUUUCCAACGUGCCGGAGACAUCUACAGUAAGGAGGGUCUCUCCAAGAAAAACACCAAACAUGUCCUUGAUCUUCUUUUCAGCAUCGACAAAGGCGCUGGAUUUGCAAUUUUACGCAAUGGGAUCGGUUCCAGCAACAGCUCAACCAGCAACUUCAUGAACUCCAUCGAGCCCUUCACUCCUGGAUCACCGGACGCACGCCCACACUACGUUUGGGAUCGCAAUGACAGCAGCCAGUUCCCGCUAGCCCAAGAAGCAUACAACCGGGGUCUCGUCAAGCUUUACGGCAACGCGUGGUCUGCACCCGGAUAUAUGAAAACGAACGGAGACGAAAACAACGGCGGAUACUUGUGUGGAGUGAGCAAUACUCAUUGUGAAUCUGGAAAUUGGAUGCAGGCAUACGCGGACUACCUGGUCCAAUGGGCGCGCUUCUACAAGCAGUCCGGUGUCAAGGUGACCAACCUCGGCUUCUUGAACGAGCCUGGGUUUCCUGCGUCGUAUGCUGGCAUGCAAUCCGAUGGAACACAGGCUGCGGAAUUCAUUCGUGUUCUCGCAAAAACUAUCAAAACCUCUGGUAUGGAUCUCGCCAUCAAUUGCUGUGAUAAUAUGGGAUGGGAUGGACAAGAGCAGAUGAUGGCGGCGCUUCAAGCGGGUCCUGACCCCGCAGAGGCAUACCUGAGUAUCAUCACAGGCCAUGGAUACGAGACGGUCCCAGACUUCCCACUCUCAACAAAGAAGAAGAGUUGGGUGACGGAAUGGGCGGAUUUGUCGGGCGGAUUUACACCUUACACAUUCUUCAAGAGUGGUGCACCCGGCGAGGGCAUGACAUGGGCGCGCAAUAUUCAAGUUGCGCUUGUGGACGCAAAUGUCAGUGGUGUUCUUUAUUGGAUUGGGGCUGAGAGUUCAACUACAGACAGUGGUCUCAUCAACCUGAUUGGAGACGAGGUCAUUCCCAGCAAACGUUUCUGGGCUUUCGCACAGUUCAGUCGCUUUGCUCGACCAGGAGCACGCCGUGUCGAAGCUACGAGCUCUGCCCCUCUGCUCUUUGUUAGCUCAUUCCUUAAUCAUGAUGGAAGUGUUGCCACUCAGGUCAUCAAUAACGGAACUGAAGCGUAUGAGGUUAGCUUCAAGCUCCACGCCUCGGGGCGGAAUCACAAAGUUCAACCUUGGGUGACGAACAAUGAUCAUGACUUGACGGCACUCAAUUCCCUUCAUGUUGCUAAGGAUGGUACCUUCAAGUCUACUGUUCCUGCGCAUUCCAUGAUGACAUUUGUGUCUUAA
This is a messenger RNA of Penicillium concentricum, 1428 nucleotides long. RefSeq lists its product as uncharacterized. Gene Ontology annotation, molecular function: glucosylceramidase activity. Lineage: Eukaryota; Fungi; Ascomycota; Eurotiomycetes; Eurotiales; Aspergillaceae. The coding region runs from base 1 to 1428 and encodes 475 amino acids. The transcript has a single exon. The record is from RefSeq and is a predicted model, not a curated record. Gene Ontology annotation, biological process: sphingolipid metabolic process.